Molecule: messenger RNA, 855 nt
Organism: Panicum virgatum (switchgrass)
Lineage: Eukaryota; Viridiplantae; Streptophyta; Magnoliopsida; Poales; Poaceae
Product: leucine-rich repeat extensin-like protein 3
Exons: 1
Coding region: 47-535 (162 amino acids)
Source: RefSeq, a predicted model, not a curated record
AGCACAACCAAUUGCAAAGCUCGUCACUACUCGACGACGCACGCACAUGGCCGCCACAGCGAUGGCCGGCGCCUGCUCCCUCCUCGUGCUCCUCGCCGUCGCGCUGGCCGGCGGGGCGAGCACCGCCGCCGCCGCCUUCAGCGGCGGCGACAGCACGGUCAAUGUCAACAACGACGGCGUGGCGGCGCCGGCGCUCCUGACGCCGAAGCCGCCGUCCCCGGGGGAUGUGAACGCCGGCAUAAUGGGGUGCCUGAUGGGGUGCUUCACGCAGGUGUUCUCCUGCGCGCUCGGGUGCAUGGGCAAGGGCCCCGACCUGCCGCUCUGCAUCGUCAGCUGCGACCAGAAGAGCGUCGUCUGCAUGAUCCGCUGCGCCCUCUCGCCGUCGCCGUCGCCGUCGCCGCCGGGGCCCAAGCCAUCGCCGCCGGGGCCUAAGCCGCCGGGGCCCAAGCCGCCAGCGCCCGCGCCGCCGACGCCCGCGCCACCCGGCCCGCCGCCGCACGCCGCCACCGGACGCAAGACCGCGACAUCUGCCUAGAUAUGCCGACGCGAUCCAUAUACGAGUAAAUAUACUCCAUGACAUUAGCAUUCAUAUUAUAAUAAGCAUUAAGUGAUAAAAAUUAGUGGUUUCUCAUGAUACCAAGAGAUCUAGCUUAUUAUUAACUGGAUCGUUUAUGCAGCUGCAAUGUGCCACUGUAUUAGCAUGCAGUGCUGCAGGACAAACUGAAGGGGUCAUGACUAAUGAUCCGUAUGUAAAAUGAGUAGAUUAUAUACACGAAAUGAUCAAUGUACUUUGAUCUUUCAAUAUUCAAAUGUAGCACGCUAUAUAUUAUAAGUGUAAGUAUGAAAAUUUAUGCU